This is a messenger RNA of Ophidiomyces ophidiicola, 1647 nucleotides long. RefSeq names its product fumarase fum1 (gene FUM1). The coding region runs from base 1 to 1647 and encodes 548 amino acids. Gene Ontology annotation, cellular component: mitochondrion; tricarboxylic acid cycle heteromeric enzyme complex. Gene Ontology annotation, molecular function: fumarate hydratase activity. Lineage: Eukaryota; Fungi; Ascomycota; Eurotiomycetes; Onygenales; Onygenaceae. Gene Ontology annotation, biological process: tricarboxylic acid cycle; fumarate metabolic process; malate metabolic process. The record is from RefSeq and is a predicted model, not a curated record. The transcript is spliced from 6 exons.
AUGCUUAAUUCCACAUCCCGCAGCUCUCUCCGGGCAGCCGCCGCGCUGCCACAUGCUUCUAAGCCGUUGACCUUUGCCCGAUGGAGCCCCUCAGCUGCCAGUCUUACCACCCUCCGCCUGUCCCGUCGUACGAUCGUCUCGACUCGCUCUUCGACGUAUUUUCCCCAUCCUUCGUCCUUCUCUGUUAGCCGCGUGCCCUGUGCAUUUGGCGUGAGAACUUUCGCAAGUACAACGAGCAACAUGGCUUCUGGCGUUCGUGCUGAGACCGAUGCGUUCGGUGAAAUUCAGGUCCCUGCCGACAAAUAUUGGGGUGCGCAGACGCAGAGGUCUCUGGGCAACUUCAACAUCAACCAGCCUCAAGACCGCAUGCCUCCCCCGAUCGUUAGAGCCUUCGGUAUCCUCAAAGGCGCCGCUGCUACUGUGAACAUGAGAUUCGGCCUUGAUCCAACGGUUGGAAAAGCUAUCCAACAAGCCGCAUCCGAAGUUGCGUCCCUUAAACUUAUCGAUCAUUUCCCGCUCGUUGUCUGGCAGACUGGUUCCGGUACUCAAUCAAACAUGAAUGCCAACGAAGUUAUUUCCAACCGCGCCAUUGAAAUUCUCGGCGGAACCAUGGGCAGCAAGAAGCCAGUUCACCCAAAUGACCAUGUCAACAUGUCGGCCUCCUCAAAUGACACUUUUCCUACCGUUAUGCAUAUUGCCGCCGUGCUCGAAACGGAGGAAACUUUACUCCCAGCUUUGAAAAGCCUCAGAGAUGCACUCCAAAAGAAAGUGGAGCAGUUUGAUAAGAUCAUCAAGAUUGGCCGAACCCACUUGCAGGAUGCGACCCCGUUAACCCUUGGACAGGAGUUUUCUGGAUACGUAGCACAGCUUGAUCGAAACAUAACACGGGUUAGCAAUACUUUGCCUGACCUGCGAUUGCUUGCUCAAGGCGGUACCGCUGUAGGAACGGGUCUCAACACGUUUAAGGGAUUCGAUGAGGCUAUUGCCGAAGAAGUCUCGAAAAUGACCGGAACUGAGUUCAAGACCUCUCCUAACAAGUUUGAGGUGCUUGCUGCUCAUGACGCAAUUGUUGAGGCUUCCGGUGCACUCAAUACACUUGCUUGUUCCCUCUUCAAGAUUGCCCAGGAUAUCCGAUAUCUUGGCUCGGGCCCUCGAUGCGGUCUUGGAGAGCUGGUUCUCCCCGAAAAUGAGCCUGGAUCUUCCAUCAUGCCUGGAAAAGUCAACCCUACACAGUGCGAGUCCCUUACCAUGAUCUGUUCCCAAGUGAUGGGUAACCACGUUGCCGCGACGGUUGGUGGAAUGAACGGACAAUUUGAGCUCAAUGUCUUCAAACCAUUAAUGAUCCGUAACCUCCUUCAUAGCAUCCGUAUUCUCGGUGAUGGAAUGAAGUCUUUUGAAAAGAACUUGGUUGCUGGCCUUGAGGCUGAUGAGAAGAGAAUUGGAUCUCUUCUUCACGAAAGUUUGAUGCUUGUUACCUGUUUGAACCCUGUGAUUGGGUAUGACAUGGCCUCGAAGGUGGCCAAGAACGCUCAUAAGAAAGGCUUGACCCUGAAGCAAAGUGCAAUGGAACUCAAGGCCCUGAGUGAGGAAGAUUUUGACAAAUAUGUUCGCCCUGAAUUGAUGAUCAGCCCAAAAGAAAAGAAAUAG